Molecule: messenger RNA, 3754 nt
Organism: Olea europaea var. sylvestris
Lineage: Eukaryota; Viridiplantae; Streptophyta; Magnoliopsida; Lamiales; Oleaceae
Product: ATP-dependent DNA helicase homolog RECG, chloroplastic
Exons: 19
Coding region: 212-3283 (1023 amino acids)
Biological process (GO): DNA repair; DNA recombination
Molecular function (GO): nucleic acid binding; DNA helicase activity; ATP binding
Source: RefSeq, a predicted model, not a curated record
UGUAGGAGGGCUGCUCGAACCGGGACGAGUCACCACGUGAGACUCACGUGCUUUAUUCUCUCAAAAAGUAUCCAUGUCCCGGCCAUUGAUGUUGCUUGCUUCCGAAUAUUUAACAGCUUUGCUCAUAACUUCCAAUUGUCUACUGACGAAGUGCAGGUUCAAUGGCUGUAUCAUUUAGGGAGCUAUUAUUCACAGUGUAAUCUUGGGGUAUAUGGCAGUGGGAGCAUCAAUUGUGUAUUUAUUUAGCAUGGGUUUCAGUGAGAAAUGCUUGAGACGUGCUAUAGUUUUUGAAGCUGAGAGAGGAUACAGGAAUAUUUUUGGCAGAAGUCUGAGGUUUAAUAAUUUUCUCCCAUCAAAAAUUUUAACAUUAUGCUUCCGUUCAAAGCAUAACUUUUCAGAAAAGAUGUUGGAGGGAGUAGCUGGUUUUGAGAAGGGUCUGGUUCAUCAGUCCUCCAAAGGAACUUAUUACACCAUCGCUAACAUUAUGACAUGGAAAAUAACAUGGGGCACUGCAUUACAUGUUCAAGUGCUUGUUUUAACCAUUGAACCAGUAUUGAUGGGUUACAAUGGUCUAGAUGACUUAAUUGACAAUGCAAGAGCUAGAGAAAAGUCUCAUGAAAAUACCGAAUUUGAUGUCUCCUUGGCAUGCAAACAAUUUCCUUCCAUCACUUUGGGAUAUUUCCCAACUGUGGAGUUGUAUGAUGGAACCACACCCUCUUCUGGAAGCAGGGAACUUCUGGCACCUGAAAUUCUAGGAGGAUAUCUUCCUAGUCCUGUUGAUACAAACUGGGCCGAUCCAAAUUGUAUGUACGGACCAACGGAUUCUCUAUAUGCAGAGAUUUCAAAAGACAGCUCUUAUCUCCUGGAAGAAAAAUUCAAGGAAUCUCCUAUGUAUUCUCAGUCACCAUCUUUAGAGACACAAGUGGAAAAUGAUUCACGUCUCCCUAGGGGCCAACCUUGCAGCAGUUCCAGCUUUCAGACCCAGCAAACUACUAUAUCAGUGGCAGAUAUUCUUGAUAAAUCUAUCAGCUGCAUAUCUGGGCUGAGUAAACGGCAGCUUAAUCAGCUGGAUAAUUCUGGUUUUCAUACGUUACGGAAAUUGCUACACCACUUUCCCCGCACCUAUGCUGAUCUACAAAAUGCUGAGGUGGAAAUUGAUGAUGGACAGUACUUGAUUUUUGUUGGGAAAAUCAUAUCCUCAAGGGGAAUUCGAGCUAGUCUUUCUUUUUCAUUUCUGGAAGUUGUUGUGGCUUGUGAGGUUGCAGAUAUUGAGGCAAAUUCCAAGUGCAUGGAUAAUGAAGCCGAAAGCAAGAGAAGGAAAAUUUAUUUGCAUUUAAAGAAAUUUUUCCGUGGUGCCCGCUUCACAUGUCAACCUUUCCUCCGAAGUCUUCAGGAUAAGCACAAGGAAGGAGAUCUUGUGUGUGUUAGUGGUAAGGUACGGACAAUGCGUUGUGAAGAUCACUUUGAAAUGAGGGAAUACAAUAUUGAUGUGCUCAAAGACGAAGGAGAUUCAUCUUUGUGUUCAAAAGGGAGGCCUUAUCCAAUAUAUCCUUCGAAAAAAGGACUAACCCCAGAUCUUCUUCGGGAUAUCAUUUCAAGAGCUCUAAAGAUGCUGCCAGACAAUCUUGACCCUAUACCUAAAGAUGUCACUCAGGAUUUUGGACUUCUGUGUCUUUCAGAUGCAUAUAUUGGCAUUCACCAGCCAAAAAAUUUAAACGAGACCGAGUUAGCUCGAAAGAGGCUUAUAUUUGAUGAGUUCUUUUAUCUUCAGUUGGGAAAGUUAUUUCAAAUGCUUGAGGGUCUUGAUACGAAGAUAGAGAAGGACGGGUUACUUGAUAAGUAUAGGAAGCCUGAGUUGAACUCGAAGUUUAUGGAAGAAUGGUCUUGUAUGACCAAAAAAUUCGUGAAUGCUCUUCCAUAUUCCCUCACUCCCAGUCAGCUGAGUGCCACUUCAGAAAUCAUUUGGGAUCUAAAGCGACCGGUUCCAAUGAAUCGAUUGUUACAGGGUGAUGUUGGAUGUGGAAAGACUGUGGUAGCAUUCCUAGCAUGCAUGGAGGUAAUUGGCUCAGACUAUCAGGCAGCUUUUAUGGUUCCAACUGAGCUGCUAGCAGUGCAGCAUUAUGAGAACCUUCUUCAAUUGCUUGAGAAAAUGGAAGACAUCUAUAACAAACCUUCUGUUGCUCUGUUGACAGGAUCAACCCCAACAAAACAAGCACAGUUUAUUCGUAAAGGUCUCCAAGCUGGAGAUAUCUCGCUAGUCAUUGGAACUCACACUUUAAUAGCUGAAAAGGUGGAGUUUUCAGCUUUACGCAUUGCAAUUGUAGAUGAACAACAUCGUUUUGGUGUUGUCCAAAGAGGACGUUUCAAUAGCAAGUUAUAUUUCAACUCCAUAAGUUCCAAACUGGCCUCAACUAGUUCAAAGGAUUCACAGAAAAGUGACACUGUCAUGGCUCCUCAUGUUCUGGCAAUGUCAGCCACACCAAUUCCUAGAACACUUGCACUGGCUUUGUAUGGGGACAUGUCACUGACACAAAUCACCGAUUUACCUCCUGGAAGAACACCAGUUGAAACAUACAUCAUUGAGGGAAAUGAAACUGGAUUUGAGAAGAUAUACCAGAUGAUGGAGGAAGAGUUGGGAGGAGGAGGAAAAGUAUAUCUUGUGUAUCCAGUCAUCGAGCAAUCCGAGCAACUGCCUCAGCUUCGUGCUGCUUCAGCUGAUCUUGAAACUAUCUCUGGAAGGUUUCCAAGUUAUAAUUGUGGAUUAUUACAUGGGAAAAUGAAAAGUGAUGAGAAGGAUGAAGCAUUGAGGCGGUUUAGGGCUGGAGACACAAAUAUACUGCUCUCUACACAGGUGAUUGAGAUUGGGGUUGACAUACCAGACGCGUCUAUGAUGGUUGUGAUGAAUGCAGAGAGAUUUGGAAUUGCGCAAUUGCACCAACUUCGAGGUCGGGUUGGACGUGGAGAAAGGAAGUCUAAGUGUAUAUUAUCAGCAUCUACAACCACUAGCCUAAACCGGCUGAAAGUGCUUGGGAAAUCAUCAGAUGGAUUUUACCUUGCAAACAUGGACCUUCUACUGCGUGGGCCUGGUGAUUUGCUUGGUAAGAAACAGUCGGGACACCUUCCUGAGUUUCCCAUAGCGAGGUUAGAGAUUGAUGGAAAUAUUCUACAAGAAGCGCAUCUUGCUGCACUGAAAGUUCUGGGAGAAUCGCAUGACUUGGAGAAAUUCCCAGACCUCAAAGCUGAGCUUAGCAUGAGACAGCCUCUGUGCCUUCUUGGAGACUAAGCAACACCCAGGCAUGUUACUGUGUAUUGUUGUUCCAUGAUAAAUUAUGGUAGGAGUUUUUCUUCUUUGAAAGCUUUUAUCUGUUCGUGGUGUUGUUAGAAUUGGUUUUCUUUAAUUCUGUAUUUUUCUGCUUCAAGGAAGUGCAAUUUUCAUAUUUCAUUCUUCAGUUGUUCAAAUGUUCACUUCGCGUUUAGCAAUGCUUUGUGAGUUUAGCACAAAACAAUUGAACAGAAUCCAUAUCCCUACUUUAACACUUAUUGGUGAUUGAAGUGCACGGCUAUGGAGGAGGAAAUUGAACUCUCGACUAGGAGUCGAGUCAAGGAAAGCACAGGCGAGGUCGAAUUAUAUGAAGUGGCUGGGGAGUAGUGGCGAUGAAGGGCCUUAUGCGUAUCUAUAUUUUCCACUUGUUGUAAGGAGAUGCUCGCUAAAACAAAAUCAAUAUUAAACCUACAUUUUCGUUUGUAUAAAUCA